UUGGACUUUGUACCGGCACUGGAAAUCCUUUUGUUUAUCGCUGCCGGUAGCAGGGCCUGCUGAGAUCUGUCCCUUCGGCGACAGGCUGGACCCCUUCUUCCUUCCAGUUGCACUAAUCCACAGCGCUGGGGCACUGGGGGGAGGGUGCAAGCCUGCUCCCCCUCAACACUUAGGAGACGUGAGUCCUCCCUGCUGAGCGCCUUGCAAAUCCUGGCUGCCGCCCCGCCCCGCCUCCCCUUCACCUGCACUUCUGCCCCGCCCACCCCGCAGCGGCUCCAGGUGAGUCAAGCUUCGCCGGGCCCGCCCACCUGUCCAGGUUCAGCAGUCCCAGCCGGAAGCCACCUCCACGGAUUGUGCACAGUGUCUGAAGGACUUGUACCCCAGGACUGCCUGGAGCCUGGGGUUUCCCUGGAGCCAGGGCUUUUUCUGGCAGAAGCCAAGGCUCACCAGUGUCAUCAGGCCUCUCCAUGACCGACGCAAACCAAACUGGAUUCACUGUGGCCACAACUCCAUCAGCUAUGGCCCCUGGCCUGGCCACUGGGGGCCGGGCAUGGCCUGUGCUAGUAGGGGUCGUGCUGGGGGCGGUGGUCCUCUCUGCACUCAUCGCGCUGGCUGCCAAGUGCCACCUCUGCCGCCGAUACCGUGCCAGCUACCGGCACCGCCCACUGUCCGGAGCAGCAGGUGGGAACCGCCCACAGGAAGGUGAAGAUGAGGAUGAUGAUGGCUUCAUCGAGGACAAUUACAUUCAGCCUGGGGCUGGUGAGAUGGAGACGACGGGAAGCAGGGACCACUUCUCUCUCUGAGCCACAUCUUUGGACACUCCCCAUUUCCCUCCAUGCCUGGCAGUUUAAAGACAGCAUGCCUCAAGCCUCAGGGUCAGAAACCGCUAGUACCUAAAGCCUCACCAGGAGCCUGUUUCUCGACACUUAGUUGCCAAAGUGACAACAGCUUCUCAAUUACUCUCUGAGGCUCUCUGCUGUCCUGGGAUACAGCCUGACAGUGAGUGAAUGUGGAGAAACUGGCCCCUGUGAGUAGGCCUCUUGAUUUCCUUUCUUUGCCUCCCUCCUCCCUACUUCACUAAGUUUUACCACAGUCACCCACUGCCUGGACUGCUUUGAUGCCCCUCAUGAUGGCAGCCCUAACCACAAGUUCCCAGAUUUCACACGUCUCCCGGCAGGAGAAGACCGUGCCAAAAUAACUGAAUUUGUUUUUCUUAUCAAUAAAGUAUGUGACUUGGUUAUAAAA
Molecule: messenger RNA, 1245 nt
Organism: Meriones unguiculatus (Mongolian gerbil)
Lineage: Eukaryota; Metazoa; Chordata; Mammalia; Rodentia; Muridae
Gene: C3H1orf210
Product: chromosome 3 C1orf210 homolog
Exons: 3
Coding region: 468-803 (111 amino acids)
Source: RefSeq, a predicted model, not a curated record